GCGAAAAAUGCGACGAAAACAAAACGACAAGGUGGAAAGCAAAGAGAUCGCUUAAUGCGAAAAUAAAUUGAAAAGAGCUGGAGUAAAUAUUUAAUUGUGAAAUCGGGAUCACCAGUUCCUAGGGUAUUGCCGAAAAUCAUAACAAUGGCCCUGCUGCUGGUGCACCUGCGGCGCCUCAUUCUCCUGCUGACCGUCGUCUACCUGAGCGGAGCGGUAUUCCGCCGCCUUCUCACCGAGCGGCACCACGCCCACAUCCUCCAGGGAAAUGGCUACAUGGCCUUCGGACGCCUUCGAGGAGGCGGAGGAUCCAAGGAACCCUACCACUUCCAAUGGUGGGCCUACAUCUAUACCUGCUAUGCCUACGCCGUCCUGGUCAACUACGUUAGCAUGCGCCGACUGACCAACCUCAUUGAGUUCUUUUUGAACUGAAGAUCUAAAUGGUUUGAAUUAAAACAGUUUUGUUAUGUUAUGAUGCUAUCAUUAUUAAGUUUAAAAGAAAUAACUAGAAUGUUCUGAGAGAUCAGAAUCAAUUUACUGAUCUUAUAAAUAACAAAAUAUCUACAUAGAUCUACGUUACAAAA
This is a messenger RNA of Drosophila subpulchrella, 581 nucleotides long. RefSeq lists its product as uncharacterized. The transcript has 2 exons. NCBI's taxonomy places the organism in Eukaryota, Metazoa, Arthropoda, Insecta, Diptera, Drosophilidae. The record is from RefSeq and is a predicted model, not a curated record. The coding region runs from base 145 to 429 and encodes 94 amino acids.